AUGGAAGCACAGAAAAAUCAACCUGAAAAGCAGCCAUCACCUGCUGCUGUAGUCAUCCCUUCAUGUCACACAAAGAAGAAUGACGAUGCCGCUUUCUUGGAGGAUUUGAAGGACCGCAUUGAUGAGUUCAUCCAUGCAUCUAUGGAUGAACACAAAAAUUGCUUCCAGAAGACCCUGAAGAAGAUGUUUGGAAUGUCAAAGAUUGUUGCAGAAAGGAGUUCUGAAACUAAGGAGGUUGAAAGCUCUUUGCCCCUCCAAACAACAGUGUCGGACUAGAAUGCCUCCCCUCCCUUGCUGACAACAUGAUAUUUUAGGACCAUGAUUUUUUGCAAGGAUAAUAAUAUUAUAAAGACAAAGUUUAGUUACAAAAUUGGUUGUAGCCUAAACCUACAACCUUACUUAAUAUCAUUAACAUUACUAU
This is a messenger RNA of Quercus robur (English oak), 421 nucleotides long. RefSeq lists its product as uncharacterized. Bases 1 to 276 code for a protein of 91 amino acids. The transcript has 2 exons. The record is from RefSeq and is a predicted model, not a curated record. Lineage: Eukaryota; Viridiplantae; Streptophyta; Magnoliopsida; Fagales; Fagaceae.